AUGUCAAUAUCUUGGUCAGCCUUGCGCUCGUCAUGAAAUCUAAGUUACCUAAUCAAACUAACCUUGUUGUUAUCAUGGCAAAGGUAAAGGGACCCAUGCUUCCUACAUAAAAGGCCCGAGAGGAGACCAAAGAACGAUAAACUGUAGGAAGCAUUCAAACUGAUCACAAUGCUGAGAAUUUUGUGUGGAAUCGCUCUCGUGAUUGUGACAGCUACUGCCUUUCCAAACCUUCAAGAAAGAGCUGAAUCAUGCACCACCGACGCUGACUGCCCUAACGACACAUGCCAUGACCAUCCAGGAAAUGUAAUAUGUGCAAUUCACCACGGAAAUACCGGCGUCUGCCAUUGUGAACAUCACCACCACACGCCACAUCCUCAUCCUGCAGUUAAAGCCGAGUCAUGCACCACCGAUGCUGACUGCCCUAAUGACACUUGCCAUGACCAUCCAGGCAAUGUAAUCUGUGCAAUUCACCACGGAAAUACCGGUGUCUGCCAUUGUGAACAUCACCACCACACACCACAUCCACACCCGGCGAUAAGAGCCGAGACAUGCACCACCGAUGCUGACUGUCCAAAUGACACUUGCCAUGACCAUGCUGGAAAUAUAAUCUGUGCAAUUCAUCACGGGAACACAGGGGUCUGCCAUUGUGAACACCAUCACCACACGCCCCAUCCUCAUCCUGCAGUUAAAGCCGAGUCAUGCACCACAGAUGCCGACUGUCCAAAUGACACAUGCCAUGACCACCCAGGAAAUGUUAUCUGUGCAAUUCACCACGGAAACACAGGGGUCUGCCAUUGUGAACACCACCACCAUACACCACAUCCUCACCCUGCGAUAAGAGCCGAGUCAUGCACCACCGAUGCUGACUGUCCAAAUGACACGUGCCAUGACCACCCAGGAAAUGUUAUCUGUGCAAUUCACCACGGAAACACAGGGGUCUGUCAUUGUGAACACCACCACCAUACACCACAUCCUCACCCUGCAGUUAGAAAUGAUAAAUGUUUUAAUGAUACUGACUGUCCACAAGCUACUUGUCACGGACAAGAUGGAAUUGUGACGUGUGAAAUUCAUCAUGAGGGCCACGAAGGGAUAUGCCAUUGCACACAUACUCAAAAGUCAUGGGAAGAUGAAGAAGAAUAAACACUAGAUCAACUAUUUUCUUUCUGUAUUCAUAUUUCAUAUACAUGUAUCUGAUCUUGUAUUAUUAAUCAUUAAGACUUUAUAUGUAUUUAUUG
Saccostrea cuccullata (small rock oyster) is the source of this 1235-nucleotide messenger RNA. Its product is annotated as histidine-rich glycoprotein-like. The record is from RefSeq and is a predicted model, not a curated record. The transcript is spliced from 3 exons. NCBI's taxonomy places the organism in Eukaryota, Metazoa, Mollusca, Bivalvia, Ostreida, Ostreidae. Bases 169 to 1140 code for a protein of 323 amino acids.